Homalodisca vitripennis (glassy-winged sharpshooter) is the source of this 4681-nucleotide messenger RNA. RefSeq names its product sodium- and chloride-dependent neutral and basic amino acid transporter B(0+)-like. The transcript is spliced from 15 exons. Gene Ontology annotation, biological process: sodium ion transmembrane transport. Gene Ontology annotation, cellular component: membrane. NCBI's taxonomy places the organism in Eukaryota, Metazoa, Arthropoda, Insecta, Hemiptera, Cicadellidae. The record is from RefSeq and is a predicted model, not a curated record. The coding region runs from base 97 to 2457 and encodes 786 amino acids.
CUGGUGACCUUGAGUGUUGGGUUGGCUCGGUUAUCAAAUCAAACCAGUAACUCUAGAGGCUGUGAGGUGAAGUGAAGUGUGUAUCCCGGGCUUGCUAUGAAGCCAACAGGUGCUCAGGCUUCAGAGCCGAGUGAGGGGUUGUACCCGAGGUCGCGAUUCGAGGGAGAGGUCACUCCUGAAGACAAAGAUGAUGUCGGUGAGGGGAGGAAGGAGGGGGAGGCGAUCUCAGACUCCGUGGCGUCUGACGAGAUCACAGGCGCUUUCCGGUUCCUGUGCGACUAUCGACUGCCCCCCACCCCCUCCCCGGAGUGGGCCCACUCACCGUCACGCUCCCUCAGUACCGGUGUGGCGCCGUCCCUGAGUGUGUCGGAGCGCGAUAUAGAGGGGGACUGUGGUGUUAGUGAUAACAGUAGUGUGAGCGGCGUCACGGGGGCGUCUAUUGCAGCCAGCCGGGGGGUUGGAGCCCCCCCUCACACCCCCAUGGGCUCCACCACCAAACUCAUAGCAGACUCAGCUCGCGUGCCAUCCAGGAGUUGGCGAUGUCUGCCCGGAUUUGGCUCAGUUAUGGCAGCUCUCUCCUUGGCAGUCAGUCUUGCCAAUAUCACCAGGCUACCAACAGUUGUCCUGCAACAUGGUGGAGGUUCAUUCUUGGCAGUGUAUGUUGCGAUCGCAGUUGUGUUCGGAGUUCCACUUGUAUUCUUAGAAGUCCUGUUGGGCCAGUUUUGUCAAGAAGGUACCACUAAACUUUGGAGGGCAGUGCCUCUAUUCAAAGGUAUUGGCUUUUUAAAAGUGCUUGUGUCGAUCUUGGCCUCAAUCUAUUACCCGGUGAUCAUGGCAGUUGCUCUCUUCUAUGUGGUGUGGAGUGCCAAGGGUCCUCUACCUAUGACUGAGUGCAAGUACCUUCCUUAUCAGGGUGGUGCAGUGAAACGAACCUCAACAUAUGGAGACGCUUGUCUAGAGCGCACUUUACUCUCACAGCCUGACCACGACCCCAUGUGGUUCCUCGUCAGUAUAGCUCUACUAUUCGUUAUCUGGGCUCUCGUAAUGCUUUGCCUCUGCAGAAACGCACGAUCAUACAGAGGAAGUGCGUUUCUUUUGUUGGCAGCAGUGAUUGCCGCUUUAUCAGCCCUGACAACGGAACAACUGGGAAUAAACGCCAGAGGCCUCAAUGCUCUGUUUCAGUUCGAUUAUAAUUACAUUUUGAAGUGUGAUACAUGGUAUUAUGCUGUUGUUCAAGUAUUUCUUUCGACACAAAUUGGGUUUGGAAACAUAACAACUACAUCGGGAAGGAUAUACGCAAAAAGUAAUGCCUUCUGGAUAACCCUGGUGUUCAUGGUGUGUAACCUGGCUGUGGGAGUAGGAUUCACCUGCCUAGUGUACAUGUGGAAGGCCAGACUGGAGGAUCAAGGCAUCUCACUGUCCCAGCCAGACAUCCCUGAGUUAUUUGUGUUGACGUUUAUGUAUGACGUUAUCACUCGUACAUUCACCUCCGAUGUGCAGCUGUGGGCCAUCAUUGCCUUCCUGGCUGUAGUGUUUGCUGGACUCACCAGCAUGAUGGCAAUGGUGUUCACUGUAACUACAACUGUCAUCGUGGAAUCUAAGGAGAGGUGGAAACCAUGGAUAAUAACCGGAGGCUUCUGUGUCAUUUGCUUCCUUGCUGGCAUCAUCUGCUUACUACCAGAAAAACUAGAGCUGGUGCACAUGCUGGAACAUUAUGUAGUGAGCCGCAUCAUCAUCAUGGCAACGGCUAUUGAACUGAUUGGCUUCGUCUGGAUCUACGGAAGUCACCACUUAUACAACGACUUUGAGUUUGUCUUAGGCUACAAACUGACCUGCAUCUGGAACUUGAUCUGGGCCAUUACUCCCCCUCUACUCAUUACACUACAGAUCUGGUCAAUAAUUUCGAUGCCAGUGACUGGGACCACGACGAAAACGGAUCCAGAGUGGUUAUACUUCACAGGCUGGUCAGUUGUUGGUGGAGCCUGGCUGUUUGUGUUCAUUGUGGCAAUCUGGCAGAUUGUCAUGCAAGUAGACUACAACAUCUGGCAGAAAUUCUUGUCGUCGCUGAAACCAUCACGCAACUGGGGGCCUGUGGAUCCCAUACAACGACAUGGCUGGAUAGUGUGGCGUGAGCAGUGCACAUUGAGCGGAGAACGAGACUUUACAUUGAAGCGACGAGGCACCAGAGACUAUACACACUCUGUCCGAAAUGCUCCCAGCGACACUCUUGGUACUAGGUACUAUCCGCAAUACACAAAGCCCAGUAAUGAGAAAACUGCUAUUGACCCAAUGGGGACAUUCACUAUCAAUUCAGUGCCCAACUACAAUUCGACGCAAGCGACAGAUGCAGCCCUACGCGGUGUGGGAGCUCCCUACAUCGUCCAGCUUGACAGUCAAGACCUAGACCACGUCUGCUGGAGGAAGGACCUCACCACGUCCAGGAGUAGGCCAUCAUGACCCCUGUGUUACGUCGAGCCGCUAGAGUUGCGCACUCGUCUCUGAACGUCAUUUGUUACCUGAAUUCAAAGAAUUCAUAGUCAUAUUCAUGUAAGCUUAAGUACGAUCAUCUAUGCUGAUAGAACUUCCAGAUUUAGUAUUUUAUACUUAGUCUAGCAGCAGUUUACAUUCCAGUAUUAGGUAGUAUUUAUACAUGUAACAUUAUUGCUCAUAUUGUAGAUUUAUAGUGGAAUACAGCUGAAAAUGAAAUUGUGCUUUUUUACACCUACGUUUGAGCUCAUUUAUAUCUACAUUACAUGAAUUAUUAACUCUCAUUACACAUUUAUAGAAAGAGUCAGAAACAGAAAACUAAGUAAUGACUAUGUUGAAUAUUUGGAAAAUAAUUCAAUGUAUUCCUUUAUUAAAUUUUGUUAUAUUUUGAAAAGGUGAUGAUAAAAAUGAAUGUAUUUAUGUACAGACAAAUUUAUUUCCCUUCAAACACUUUUGUUCAAUUUGUUUGCUGAAUUUACUUUACAUAUUAUAUUAUCUGUAAUGUUUUCAAAAGGGUAAUUUCAUUAUAAGACUUGAUAAUAAUAAUUAUAUAUACAAUAAAUAAUAUUAAUAUAUAAACUUCAUUAAUCUUCCCUUCAAACACUUUUGCUCAAUAUUAAAUUCACUGCCAAUACUCAUUUCAACUGUUUGAAAAUGGAAAUCUUGAAAGAGGGCUUUCAAACUUAUACAUUCUCUUUCCAGUCUUCAAUGUUCAUUAAGUCAGUUUUUCUAUAAGUUUUACAUUUCAGGAAUAAUUAUUAAUACUGGUUAUUUAAGGUGUUUUGUUGAUUAUUAAUAACAAUCCACUGAAAAUAAAAUAAUCCAAAUUUGUUUUUUUGUACAAGAUAGAUUACAUACAUAAAAUACUCAAAUAAAUAUACAUUUUAUUGACCUUUCUCUUUAAAUGGACCAAUAAAACUGAUUAAAAUUGGAUUUACAACAGCUUUCACAUUCAAAUUAGAAAAUAAUUGCAUAGGAACACGUUGAAGUUUUCUUGACUCUACCUUUAAUCCAGAACUGCAGUUUUUAAAAAUAUUCCUAACUUAAAAAAUGUAUCCUUUUUAUAUAUUUCAGGAACGAAAGCAUUACCAAAUAUGUAUGUUUAUCAGUGGCGUAAACAGAAUAUUUGUAUAGGUAAGAUGAAGGUAAAGUGUGUUAUAGUAUCAGUAAGGGAGAAGGGUGAGGUCAUAUGUCAAAUUAAACAUAUUUUACAGCAGUUACUGAACAAAAGUAUAAUCAAAUAAAAACAUAAAAAAGAAUAUACUGUUGAACUAACUGUACAAGGAUGUAAGAAAAACCAAUAUAUCUUGGUUUUUAAGUUUUAAUUGUUUGUUCUGGCUGGAUAGAUCCCCUGACCUCCCCAUGUAUUUAUGUCACUGAUCUGUAUAUUCUUCCUUCAAACUAUUUUAUUCCCUCUGCAAUUUAUAUAACUUUCCCAGUCAUCAGUGGUUCUAAUGUUGUGGUUCAGUUUGUUUCCAAAAUUAUUCUCUGCAAUUAUAUGUGUGUUUUAUGUGGGUAUUUGUUAAAAUUAUUUUUUUCAUUUAUCCAUAAAGUUUGAAAAUUUGCUACAAAUUAAAGUUAUUUUUAAAUUAAGGUGGAUACUACCAGAUAUUUUCCUUAAUGAAGGAUAACAUGUACCAAGGUCUCAAAUACGAAUUUGCCCAAUGCUUCAAAUAAUAAUUCAUCUAGUGAGUAUUUGAUACAUUUUAAUUCAUUGCCGAGAUGUUUUGAUACAAAAUCCAGUAAUCUAAUAAUAGGCCUUGUGGAGAAAACUCAAAAUAUUUGAAUUAAGAUAUUUUAUCACAGGUUACUUCUUAAACAAUGAAAUAUUUUGUGCAACACUUCACUAUAAUAUCUGAACAAAAUUGAAAACUUCUUUACAAUUUUAUAAUUUGUAGAAUAGUUAAUGAAUUUGUUAAUUAAAUCUAGGCUUAUUACCUCGAAAAUUGUCUUUGUAUUUACUAUUAGCAAGCUGAACACAUUGUUGAAGAUAGAGCCUAACACCAACCUCCUGUAGGUAGCUAGUUUCAUGUUAUGGUUAUAUCUAAGGUAGAACCACUAUGUUUAAACCAACGACUUUGACAUAUUGUGAAAUGCUUGUACAGGUCUCCCUAUUGUGAUCUAGGUUAGUUUUAAGUCCAAGUGUUUUUAUAACCAGAUAAAUAAUUGUAAAUAAAAAAUUUUAUUACCUAAA